UUACCGCAUGCACAUCGUAUAAAUCCUGAAUUUCUGUGUCAAUAUAAAAAAAAAUUGUAAAAAUAAAUUCAAUCGACUCACUCAUAUCAAUAAAAAAAUCGAUUUCUAACAUGUCGGUAUUCGGCACAUUAUCUCGAUAACUACCGAGUUCACAAAAAAAAGUUACAUAAACUUUUUAUAGAGAAUAUCAUAACGUAUAAAAAAGUCUAAUCACUUUUUUCUGUAAAUUCGCCAGUUCCGGAAAUAUCGCCCGAUAACUGAAACGUCAAAUACGCAAUCGAAUAAUUACGAAAUGGAGACAGGAGAUUACACCAUCAGGACGACCUCUCCCUCGGACCUGCCCCAGGUCCUGGACCUGAUGAGAGAGAAUUUCUACUUCGAGGAGAACAUGUGCAAAUUACUGUGCGAGAGAUCGAAAAUAACUGACGACGAGAGGGGAAUCAUAACUGAAAUAUCCGACGGAUCCGUCAGGGCGAUACUCCAGGGCUCGACGUGUUUCGUCGCGGUUCAUUCCUCGGGGAUCGUCGGGGCGAAUUUGACUCUUUUGAGCGAAAAUCCCGGGUGCGGGGAGGGAAAAGACGCCCUGGCCGGGAUUUUUCCCUCGAAUCCCCAUUCCCCGGUCAUCGAAGAGUACCACAAGUAUCUCAUGGACAUCAACGACAGGGCGAACCUCUUCAACCGGUACCAGGUCAAAAACCUGAUGGAAUUCUACGCAGUUGCUGUUGAUAAAAACCACAGGAGAAAGGGCAUCGCCCAGGAACUCAUCUCCAGGGGCAUUUCCUGGGCUCGGGAUCAGGCGAUUCCUCUCGUUUUCGGAGUCUUCACGUCCCCUUUUUCAAUGAAAAGCGCUCAGCGCGCUGGGAUGACCAGCAUCCUGGACAUCGAUCUACUGGAGUACAAGGAUCACCUGGGGGAACCGAUUUUCCAAGGAAUUCCUGCGAAUAUCGUCAAUGUCAUGGUGCGGGAAACAAAAAAUCUGUGACGGAGUUCUGGAAUUUUUCAUGGAAUUUAGGAAACAAAUGUUGAACUCAAAUUUUGAAAUAAAAUUACGGAAAGAAUCGAAUUGUACCGAAAAUUUUUUAAUUAGUACAUAAAGUUUAAAUAAAUUGUGAACGAUUUUCCAGAGACCUGAUGGAAUUCUGGAAAUCUCUCUGGAAUUUAUGAAAAAAAAAACUAUUGAUAAAAUUAAAGUGAAAUUGAAUUAGAGAAAAAUUUGAAUUAUGGUGGGAAUUUUUGAAUUAAUAAAUUAAUUUUAAAUAAAUUGUGAACGAUUUUCCAGAGCCCUGAUGGAAUUCUGGAAAUCUCUCUGGAAUUUAUAUAAAAUAACUGCUGAUAAUAUUAAAUUAAAAUUGAACUCAAAACAG
Messenger RNA from Fopius arisanus, 1364 nucleotides. RefSeq lists its product as uncharacterized. Gene Ontology annotation, molecular function: N-acetyltransferase activity. Lineage: Eukaryota; Metazoa; Arthropoda; Insecta; Hymenoptera; Braconidae. The record is from RefSeq and is a predicted model, not a curated record. The transcript is spliced from 2 exons. The coding region runs from base 293 to 982 and encodes 229 amino acids.